UAAUAUGUGGAUAGAAGAGCAUUAGGCAGUCCACAAGUAGAGACUGACUAUUGAUCUUUCAACUACCAAAAUUUUGGCUAACUUAUUUUCUUGUGAAACUCUUGGAAAAAAAAAACUCAAAUUGCUUGCAAAUAUGGCAGAAGCUUUUCUUCAAGUUGUGCUUGAUAACUUGAACUCAAUGAUCCAGAAGGAGCUUGGACUGCUAUGGGGCGUCGACAAAGAGAUGGAGAAGCUUUCUAGUAUUCUCUCAACUGUCCAGUCUGUUCUUGAGGAUGCUGAGGAGAAACAAGUACGAGAUCAAGCAAUCCGAAACUGGUUGGGGAAGCUCAAAGAUGCAGCUUAUGAUGCAGAUGAUGUCUUGGAUGAGUUUGCAACAGAAACCUCUCGACAGCAAUGGAAAAGCCAACGAUCUGCAGUCAGAUUCUUUGGCUUAAAGAAUAUCAUGUUUCGUCAUAGGAUUGGCAACAGAAUGAAAGAUGUUGUGCAACGGUUAGAUGAGAUUGCUGAAGAGCGGACAAAGUUUCAUCUGCGAGAGAUUACAUUUUCAGAACGAAAAGUUGAAGUCAUUGAAAACCGCCAAACUGGCUCCAUCAUAACUCAACCUGUGGUUUUUGGAAGGGAAGAAGAUACAGAAAAGAUUGUUCAGUAUUUGAUAUGUGAUGCAGUUGCUUCGGAUCUUUCCAUUUAUCCCAUUGUCGGAAUGGGAGGACUUGGAAAGACAACAUUUGCUCAAUUGGUAUUCAAUGAUGAAAGGGUCAGAAACCAUUUCGAGUUAAGGAUUUGGGUUUGUGUCUCCGAGGAUUUUGAUGUGAAGAGAGUGAUCAAAGCUAUUAUAGAAUCCGCAACUGGAAAUGCUUGUGAAGACCUGGAUUUGGAUCCCCUGCAGAGACGACUUCAAGGGACUCUCAGCACGAAAAGAUAUUUGAUUGUGUUAGAUGAUGUAUGGAACGAUGAUCAAGAGAAAUGGGACAGACUGAAAUACGUACUGACUUGUGGCUCAGAAGGAUCUUCAAUUGUUGUCACUACUCGACUUGAUAAGGUCGCAUCUAUUGUAGGAACAGUCCCUGCAUACCGUUUAUCAGGAUUAUCAGAAGAUGAUUGCUGGUCUUUGUUCAAGGAGCGUGCGUUUGGGGUCGACACAGCACCUGAACGUCCAAACCUCGUAGUCAUUGGGAAGGAGAUAGUGAAGAAGUGUGGAGGUGUCCCUCUAGCCGUAAAGGCUUUAGGAAGCUUGAUGCGCUUUAAAAAGGAAGAAACUCAAUGGCUUCAUGUCAAGGAAAGUGAACUGUGGAAUUUACCACAAGAUGAAAAUUCCAUCUUGCCGACGUUGAGAUUGAGUUAUUUCAACUUACCAAUGAAGUUAAGACAAUGUUUCGCUUAUUGUGCUAUAUUUCCAAAGGAUUCUGAAAUUGACAAGGAAAUCUUAAUUCACCUGUGGAUGGCUAACGGCUUCAUUUCUUCUGAUGGAAAUUUGGAGAUGGAAGAUAUUGGUAACGAGAUAUGCAACGAGCUGCAUUUGAGAUCUCUUUUCCAAGAUGUCAAGAAAGAUGAAUUAGGAAACAUUCAGAAAUUCGGAAUGCAUGAUCUAGUUCAUGAUCUUGCGCAAUCCGUUGCAGGAGGCGAAUGCCAUGUUUCGGGGCCUGGGGGAUUAACUAGUUCAUCAAGGAGAAUUCGUCAUUUAGGUGUCCCUUAUUCUAAGCAGUCAUUCACAUUUCCCGAUGACCUAUAUAAGAUUGAAUCGCUGCGUACACUUCAUCUGCAAAAAAUAAUUCCAUUUUACAGAGACAAUGCCUUCUUCAAGUUUUCAUGUGAUAUUUCAAAGUUCCGAUAUUUACGAGCAUUUAUUGCAUCAGAUUCUGGACUAACAAAGCUUUCAUCUUCUAUCUUGUGUAUGAAGCAUCUUAGAUAUUUAGACCUUUCACAUACGAAAAUCAAAGUCCUUCCAGAAUCCAUUUGUAGCUUAUGGAAUUUGCAGAUAUUGAAACUAGAUUGGUGUUUAAAUCUCCAGAGACUACCUAAUCGAAUACGGCUCCUGCGUAACCUUCGACAUCUUUUCUUCGAUGGUUCGGUAUCCUACCUUCCACCUAAAAUUGGGGAAUUGAGUAGUCUACAAACUUUGACUGCAUUCAUUGUGGGGAGAAAAAGAGGAUGCUAUCUUUCUGAACUAAAAAGACUAAAUCUGAAGGGUGAAUUGCGUAUCAAGCACCUUGAGAGAGUAGGCAAUCCAGUUGAAGCCAAAGAAGCAAAUCUGAAUGAGAAAGAAAAUCUCAAUCGCUUGCGCUUAAUCUGGGACCAUAACAAUGGAUCCGAGUCAUCAGAACAUGCUGAGAAGGUACUGGAAUUUCUUGAACCUCAUCCAAAUCUUCAAUUUUUACAAAUACGAGGAUAUGCAGGUGUCGUUUUUCCACAUUGGAUGCAUGAGUCUGUUCUUUAUAAUCUAACUUCAUUUGCGCUGAGCGACUGCAAGAAUUGCAUACAACUCCCUCCACUGUCAAAACUACCUUUCUUGAGCAAUUUAUGGUUGGAAAAAAUGAAUAGUGUGCAGUAUUUGGAUGAUGAAAACCAAUGGGGACCGACAAGAUUUCCGUCAUUAAAAUCCCUUUGUGUUACUGAUUGUCCGGAACUGCUAAGAUUGACUCGAGAUGAAAGAAGAGAGCAAGUCCUACAUCUUAACAGAUUACACGUUGACAAUUGUCCCCGAUUGUCAUUGCCGUGCCUAGUAUCACUUAAAGACCUUUAUAUAAGAGGAUGCACAGAAACCUUAUUUAAAUCCAUUUCAAAUCUCAGUAGUCUUGAUUCUCUUUGUGUAUCAGAAAACAGUGACUUGACAUCUUUCCCGGUCGGGAUGCUGCAAAAACUUACUGCUCUUGGAGUUCUGAGCUUACAGAGAAUUCCCAAUUUAAAAGUUUUGCCUGAUGACUUAGUUGGUGUCAAUUCGUUGGCAACACUACUUGUUAAAGGCUGUCAUGAGCUUGAAUGUUUACCAGAGAAAGGCCUUCGAAACCUAAACUCUCUUCGGAUUAUAGAAAUCGCCGACUGUAGAAAAUUCAAAUCGUUAUCAGAAGGGAUCCGGCACCUCACUUCACUUGAGUCCUUGGUUAUCAAAAAUUGUCCAGAGUUGGCUGCUUUACCAGAAGAGAUUAAACACUUGGUAUCUCUUAGAAAUUUAUCUCUAUAUAAUCAACCCAACUUGGCAUCUCUGCCACACUCAUUUGGCAACCUCACCUCUCUGAGUUCAUUAGAAAUUUAUGAUUGCGCAAAGCUCACAUAUCUACCUGUAGGUAUUAAGAACCUCGCCAACUUAAACUUAUUGAGGAUUGUAAAAUGCCCUGAACUAGUGAAACGAUGUGAGAAGCCGACGGGAGAGGACUGGUUUAAAAUAUCACACAUUCCAAGCAUAUAUUUAGAUAACACAACUAUGAGCGUUGCAGACUGCAGGGUACUUUGUUUUCAAAAUCUUAGCACACAAAGAAGUCAGAUUAUUGAUCAAAUGCCAUGCUUGCUUAGCUAGAAGCGCUAGAUUAAAAGAAAAUAAAUUUACACUAUAAAUGGCCUUCCGCCUUAGAGGCACAUAUAAAUGACGAAAGGAUACGUAAUGUCGAGCCAACCCUGUGGAUUGAAGAUGCCGAGCAACAGAUCGUAGUUCUUCCGAAACAUGUUCAUCAACUGUUGAUGUUGUUUUUGGCAAAGAUUAGAAAGUAUGAAUUUGCAGGUUCAUCAAACAUUGUACAUAAUUUCAGAAUCCUGUUAAGUGAGUUGUGUCUGAAUUUAGCAUACCUGAUCAGGAGUGAUGUAUGAAUUCUCAUAAUUUAUUUCAACUCUCUGUGACAAAGAAGCAAAUGUAGUUCAAUGAAAAUCUAAAACUUGUGUUGCUAAA
This is a messenger RNA of Mercurialis annua (annual mercury), 3877 nucleotides long. RefSeq names its product putative disease resistance protein RGA3. The record is from RefSeq and is a predicted model, not a curated record. The coding region runs from base 134 to 3511 and encodes 1125 amino acids. Gene Ontology annotation, biological process: defense response to other organism. Gene Ontology annotation, molecular function: protein binding; ADP binding. The transcript has 3 exons. NCBI's taxonomy places the organism in Eukaryota, Viridiplantae, Streptophyta, Magnoliopsida, Malpighiales, Euphorbiaceae.